UACAAGUUGGCACAUCCCUGCUUUUAGUGCAAUGGUUCUUUCGUGAGGGGUAACAGCGACAUUGCAUCUUAAAUUCCACCUCACCUCACUCUAUUUCAAUUCAUAUCAUCUGGUUUUACCUCACUGGAUUUCAUUCCGUAUCGUACUCAAAAUCGCCCGGUAAUUUUGCCCUAUCUCAUCAGCAGUGGAGGUCAAUAGAUGUCAUGGAUUUAGUUGCAACUCCACAGGCUGACAUAAUUCACAAGAUCAAUACCAAGAUCCUAGAAUUGAAAAAGGGAGGGCUAAGUCGCGAAGACCAGAAAGUCCCGAAAAGUGGUCGUCUCCGGUUUGUUUGGGAAGACCAUCGAGAGUGUUCUAAGACUUCAGUAACGGUAUGGCGGAAGACUCGCGCCUGUGGUGCCUACAAAGAGCUUCAAGACGUCAGUGACCAUCUUUUCUUCGCCACGGUGUUAGUGGUCACCCUAACAGAGUGUGGCAAGACGAGCUUUCAAGCUGUACUGAAUUCUCUGGUCUGUCUUGAGAACUAUGAAGAGUACCAGUUCCGACUAGAGUCGAAAGCGCAAAAGUUCCUUGAGUCAACAGCUGCAGAAUAGGAUUUUACUGGAAACUAUUAUUAUAUCAAUUUCAUGCAGUCCCUAUUCCCACAGCGUGAAUUAAGACGUAAAUAUUUAAUUCGCGUACUCGCUAGUUUGACGAGAAAACAUUCCAUAUUUCCUCUAAGUAAUGCAAGAAGAGAUAUAUACAAGUAAUCAAUGGAAAAAAAGAAGAGGUGUAAGAAGGGAAUAUGACAAGCUGCAUGACCAUCUUUAUACCCACUAGUGAGGAUGAAGAUAGUUCUUGUAAUAUUAGAGUAAAUUGCAAACUGCUGAUGGAGACCAUCCAUAAGUUUAAAAUAAUAAAUCUCAGGCUCGAG
Aspergillus neoniger CBS 115656 is the source of this 913-nucleotide messenger RNA. RefSeq lists its product as uncharacterized. The record is from RefSeq and is a predicted model, not a curated record. Lineage: Eukaryota; Fungi; Ascomycota; Eurotiomycetes; Eurotiales; Aspergillaceae. The coding region runs from base 204 to 593 and encodes 129 amino acids. The transcript has 2 exons.